This is a messenger RNA of Sorghum bicolor (sorghum), 1895 nucleotides long. Its product is annotated as phytolongin Phyl1.1. The record is from RefSeq and is a predicted model, not a curated record. Lineage: Eukaryota; Viridiplantae; Streptophyta; Magnoliopsida; Poales; Poaceae. The transcript is spliced from 2 exons. The coding region runs from base 428 to 1312 and encodes 294 amino acids. Gene Ontology annotation, cellular component: membrane.
AAUUCCUUGCUUGUGGUCUUGGCAUGGUUGCCCGGUCAAUCCAACACACCAUCCAUCCAGCCGAAUCCCCACCUCCCCUCCCCUCCUCCGGUCUCUUCUCUUCCCCCACAGCACAACCAGGCCAAGUCGUCGUCUCCUCUUCCACCACCACCACCACGCUCUCGCCUCUUCCUCUCCCUCUCCCGCCAGGCCGCUACUCCACCCUCCCCCUCUGCAGAUCCCCGCCGGGUAUUAUUUCUCCGCCCCGCCGCCGCCGCCGCCGUCGUCGGCGCCUCGCCGUGCCAUUUCAUCCAGAUUUUGAUCCGUGAUCCAGCCACCGUCGAUCUCGGGCACGCCAGCGGCGGACCGAAUUGCCAUCCGGCGGUACUCGAUAUCCCAUCACCUGCGGAUUCGGCGGUGCGGGGCGGCUCAUCCGGCGGCGAAUUUGAUGAAUUCGCGCCGGUCGAGGUCGGUCAAGCUGGUGUCGGCGCGCGCCAAUAGGGCCCUAGAGGUGGACAUCGCGGAGGAAGGGGAGGACGCGCGGAUGAGCUCGUCCGCGGCCAACACCGUCUACUGCUGCAUCGCCAAGGGCCGGAGCGUCGUCUAUCGGUAUAGCAGCAGCAAGGGCGGCGGCGACGGCGACCCGCAGGUGGAGGCCACCGCGGCGCUCUGCCUUGACAUCUCGCCGCCGCACCACCGGCAUUACGUCCACACCGCCGGGUGCAGGAGCUACGGCUACCUGAUGGCCGACGGCCACACCUUCUUUGCCAUCAUCGAUCCCAGCGUUGGGAGCGCUGGUGCGUUGCAGUUCUUGGAGCGUGUCCGCGACGCGUUCCGGAGCAGUAGCAGCAGGAGCAACGGGUUCCAUGACUCGUUGGUGCCAGCGGUGCAGCGGCUGGUGGCGUCGCUGGAGAAGAUGCCCCACGCCACGUUCGUCCUCGAGGACGGUGCCACGGAGCGGGGAGGAGGCGACGGCAGCAACGGCUGCACAUCGUCGUCAUCCAAGGUGCCUCUGCUUGGGAAGAGUGGGAGCAGGAAGGAGAAGCGACGGUCCAGGGAUAAACUAGCAUCGGCGGCGGCGGGGGACAGCGAGGACGAGCACCACGGUACCAGGGCGGUGAGGAUAGACGUGCCGAACGAGGAGGGCGCCGGUGGCAUGUCGCUGGAGCGCAGCUUGAGCCAGUCCAGGCUGCGGAGGCAGCAGCAGCAGCCGUCGCGGUCGCUGUGGAUGCGCCAUGUGAAGGUGAUCAUCAUCGUCGAUGCCGUCGUCUGCCUUGUGCUCUUCGCGGCUUGGUUGGCCGUGUGCAAGGGAUUCCAGUGUGUUUCCGGGUGAUGAUGAUCAAUGGGAACCUUUUGCAGCAUCAGUUGUGUACAGUUUUUGAGGAUCAGAGGAUGCUCUGGGUGUUGUGAGCAUUGAAAAUUUCCUUCAGUUCGAUUCUCGGAAAGGUAAAUACAAGGCAAGAGAAAUGUAUGCAGAGAUCAUGUGGUAAAAGAUUGGCGGAAACUGGGUGGAUGGAUAAUACAACCCAGCAAGUGAUAGAAUGUUCAGUGAUCAGAUCAUGGAAAUGGAAAUGGAGGAUCCAUGUGUUGAACAUGUACAUAUGCUUCAUCGUCUCUGUACAUGAGAAUUUGUUGCUAGGAUUCUUUUUCUUUUUGUAGGUGCCAUGCGUGCUUACGUGUGUGAUACUCAGAUUCCAUUGCAAAUAAUAUGUGCGCAGAUGAUGAUAUGAUCAUACGCAUUUGCUUACAGUAUUUGAGUCAAUAGGCAUUUUUUUUUCAUCCGGCAUUUCCUUCCUGUCGAUUUAUGGUGCUGGUCUGCUGGAUUUGUUGUUUGAUAUGUACUCCCCAGCUGUGGAGGAUUACCCAGCUGCAGUCACGAUUCAAAUUGUGGAGGGUUACCUGUCUGUCUGAAGUUC